GGGAGAUUCGGCCAAUGGCACCGUCGGUUACAACCGCACUUCUAGCCGGGGCCAAUGGGAAAACGGCUUUCUCAGGGAGACUCCCAGAGCGGCAGGCAUGGCCCCGCCGGUGCGGUGCUGCGUCCCAGGUGAGCGGCUCUGCAGCCUGGAGGAGGGCGCGGCGGGCAGCGGGACCUACACCCGGCACGGCUACGUGUGCGCGGCGCUGGCCGGCUGCCUGGCGAAGACGAGCGAGGACGGAGCGCUGCCGGUGGUGUCUGUGGUGAGAGAUGCCGAGUCCCAGCUCCUGCCCGACGUAGGGGCCAUCGUGACGUGCAAGGUGUGCAGCAUUAACUCCCGCUUCGCCAAGGUGCGCAUCCUGUACAUCGGCUCCACACCGCUGAAAUCCGCUUUCCGAGGCACCAUACGGAGAGAAGACAUUCGAGCCACAGAGAAAGACAAGGUGGAAGUUUACAAGAGUUUCCGUCCUGGGGACAUAGUCCUGGCCAAAGUGAUCUCCCUGGGGGACAUACAGUCCAACUACCUGCUGAGCACAGCGGAGAACGAGCUGGGCGUGGUGGUGGCUCACAGCGAAGCAGGGGCACAGAUGGUGCCGAUCAGCUGGUGUGAGAUGCAGUGCCCCAGGACACACUCCAAGGAGCUCCGCAAGGUGGCCCGCGUGCAGCCAGAAUUCCUGCAGACCUAGCUGGCCAGCCUGUGCCCCGUCCCUGCUGCAGGGCCCUGCAGGCCGCCAGCCUGCGCCUCCAUUGUCAUCCCUUAACCAGAGCAACCCCUGCAGGCCAGUGAGCCAGGCCAUGACCUGCCCCAGGGCAGGGGGCCUGUGCGUGCAGCCAGUACCUCCUGGAACAUCCACUGGAUUUUGGAUUGUGUUAAGGCUAGUGUGGGGGGAGUAGGGUCCCCUAUGCCCUUCUGCAAGGGGUAGCCCCUGCCAGGGCCCUGCUCCCCAGUUUGGUUUUUAAAGUGCUGUGCCCUGAACAAUAAACAUAUUCCUGAAGGGCUCUGGGCUCCUGUCAUGCUGGUGAGGAUACUGCUUGGCUGGCUGUGCCCACAAGCUGGCAUCCCCUUCUGGGAGCUGGAAUCCAGGCCCUGUUAGCUCCUGCUGCUCCCUGCACAGACACCUGCUCUGUUCAGGUAUGGGCCCCUGUGCCACUUGGUGCCCAGGCUUAAAUGGAACCACCCUCGGAGGCUGCCCCUACUGCCCAGCCUUGGCUUUCGCCAGGGCACUUCUGCAGGACGGUGUGCACUGUCCAGGACUGAGAGGCCAGACUCAAGAACUGGCCUCGGGUGUGGGCAAACAGCCAGGGCUGAGCCAAGGGAGGAUUGCCCCCUCUAAUGCUGCAGUCCUCACACAGCUUCUAAAGGCAGUUUUCAUGACCCCUUAAAUUUCUACUAAGCUACCCGGCCCCUGCUAACCCUGUGUAAUUGAGUUGGGUGGGGGGAAGAGAGAAGGCAGCAGCAGAUGGGAGAGCCUACCAGAGUGGGUUCUGUUCAGGGUGUUCCCUUGAGGAGCUAAGUGGCACAAGGCCUGGGCACCCAUCACAGCCACGGUUCCACCCCAGGGAAAGUCUAGACAUUGUGGGAGCCAGCUCCACCAUGGCAGCAAUGCAGGGCAGGCUGCAGUAGCUAGAGCGGCUGUGAGAACACUGCCGCACUGGCAGGGGCUGGGGGGAUCAGGGCAGCCCUCCCAUGGUUUGUAAUCAGUGGAGCAGGGCCUGCUCCUUUCCAGCAGGUGUUCCAGGAGCAGCUGGGGGGCUCUUGGCCAAGGGAAAGGGAGACCAGACUUUGCCAUGGCUGGAGGAGGAGGAACAGGACUGUAAGGACUCAAGGCCCAGCUGGGGUAGGCAAAGGGCCUAAUGGGUGGGUGUGUGUGUACCUGGUGUCACAGGCUCCCCCAGUUCCAUCACUGCCCCUGUGCUGGCCCUGCCGAGGGACUGACAGACACAGCAGCUAUUGCACAUCACUCCUUUAUUGUACUUAACGAGACAACCGCUAUUGUUGGACAGUUACACUAGACCCAGUGCAAACCCAGGCGCA
Molecule: messenger RNA, 2034 nt
Organism: Mauremys reevesii (Reeves's turtle)
Lineage: Eukaryota; Metazoa; Chordata; Testudines; Geoemydidae
Gene: EXOSC1
Product: exosome component 1
Exons: 8
Coding region: 98-685 (195 amino acids)
Biological process (GO): RNA processing
Cellular component (GO): nuclear exosome (RNase complex); cytoplasm
Molecular function (GO): RNA binding
Source: RefSeq, a predicted model, not a curated record